Molecule: messenger RNA, 1662 nt
Organism: Seminavis robusta
Lineage: Eukaryota; Bacillariophyta; Bacillariophyceae; Naviculales; Naviculaceae
Source: the annotation of a GenBank genome assembly
AUGACGGCAGGAAGUGACAACAUUCACCGACGGGGGACUCCUUUGAAGAAAGCUCGAACGAACUCUGGUAGACUAGUGUCCUCUGAUUUGGAAAACACUUCCAUCAUCAUGUCCAGACUCCAUGGCUCCAAUGCUGCCCCUACAGCAAGUAGUGGUGACAAACCACGGCGAGUGUACUAUUCGGUCGGUCUGUUGUGUGCCUCCUUUACCUUUUGCCUUGUGAUGGGCAUGGAACAAUUGAGAGGUAUCCUUGGUCGAUUGAACAGUGGCAAUUCACUGGGGAGAACUGCCUCUUAUUUUGCUUCUCAUUCUACUACAACUGAUAGUAGUUACCACCCUGGUUGUCAAUCCUGGCCGGGCAUCAUGUCGCCUUUGCAAGUGGAACAAGAACUCUUGACACCACAAGAUGACGAAGAAGAAGAAAAGGCACCACCCAGUGGACUGGUCAUAUCCAUGCUGCUAGGAGAUCACAUGUUGCCUUACAUUUGCCAUUUCUUUCCAUCCCAAUUGGCUCAUUUGAUUGUACCACAAGGCUUGGAUGUCCUAUUGGUGAUUCCCAAACCCAAAAAAAACACGACAACCACCAUUACCAUGAGAGCCUUGCAAAAAUGUCUCAAUUUGGUUCCUCUACCCACUGACGAUGACGAUACGGACGACGGCUAUGUCUAUCAAGAUUGGCAAAAUCUCGAUGGAUCCACCAUGACCACAUGGGAACAUCGAGCGCCGUCUUUUUCCUUUACCACGCGUAUCUUUUUAGCGGAAACGGACCUCCAACUACCACCCUACGUACAAGCCAAUCGAUCCGCCUAUUUGGAUGACACCAGUGACACCCCCAUUGCCAUUUCCCCCAAAAGUUGUCAAGCACCCUUAACGUAUGUACAAGGGACGCGAUGGUACAUUUACGAAAUGCUUCAUUUGCAAAUACUGCAACAGUACGACUACUUUUUCAAAGUCGAUUCCGACGUGGUAUUUACCAAAACAAUACCGAUCCAACUCACCCAUGACAUGACGGUACGAGGAGCCGUCUUUGCUCAUUUUGCAAAGUAUCCCGAUCGCGUCCAAACGCCCUGUGCGGAUACCGUGGCUGCGGCGGUGCGGGCGUUUAGCCGGCAAUCGGCGCAUCUUCUUGUUGAUGGAUCCAACAAUAACAACAACUCUACCAAGACGUGGAAUGGCCACUACUGCAGUGGCGACCAACAUCCCUUACUGACGGUGGAUUCAGAUCGCUACUACAGCAAUUUCAUUAUCGGUCGAACAGACUACUUUACAUCCCCGGGGCCACUACAGUUGGGCAAAUUUCUAUCUCACGAAUGGACCCAAGGAUUCUUUCGCCAUCGAUGGGGCGAUCAAGCCUAUUGGCAUUUUGCCCUGGGACUCUUUCUCCACAAUUUCGAAGAUGCCGUAGUCGAUUACACCGAAUUCCGAUGCGCGCCCGAACCCAAUUGUUGGAUGUCGAGUCAAGAUGGAAAACGCAUCCCCGAUGCCGCCAAUUUGUGUCGCAACCCUUCCGGAAGCUUUUUGCAUACCAAGGCAUGGCAACGAUUUGCCAAUCGAUGGAACCGAUGGAGUGCCCUAGAUCAUUUGUCACCGCGAGAUGUCAAACCCUACCGGACCACAUACAAACAUGAUUGUCGCAAUUCCACGCGGUGGAAGAGGGAUUAG